AGUAGUAGUAAUAAUGUCUACUGUCGAUUCAAUGACCUCUUUUAAUCUAUCCAAUGGUAUGUCCAUACCAUCUGUAGGGUUUGGUACCUAUAAAGUGGGGUAUACUCCUACUGGGGAGAGGAUAGGUAGAGAUGGUAAAGAUGUUAUCAUAGAUGCAAUCAAGGCUGGAUAUAGGCUUUUCGAUUGUGCAUCCUUCUAUGGUAAUGAAAAGGUAGUUGGUGAUGGGCUCAUAGCUUCUGGUGUACCCAGAAAGGAUCUAUUUAUAGUGAGUAAAGUAUGGCCUGAUAAAGUAUAUCUUGGUCAUGAUGCUAUCAUAGAGCAAUGUAAGAAGACUCUUAAGGAUCUGCAAACCUCCUAUCUCGAUCUUUAUCUUAUACAUUGGCCAGUACCAGGUAAGUUUGUAGAAGCCUAUAGGACGUUACAGGAACUGCAACAGUCAGGCUUAGUAAAGGCUAUCGGCCUUAGUAACUUCACUAUUGAGGAUUAUGAAGAGUUGAUGGCAUCACCUGGUGUAAGAGUAGAACCAGUUGUUAAUCAGAUAGAGAUCAAUCCAUUGAUAUACCGUAAGAAGACUAUCGAGUAUUUCCAAUCAAAGGGUAUGACCCUCCUAUCAUGGAGAGGUCUUGGUAAAGGGGUCCUAUUCGAUGAUCCUCGUAUAAUGACUAUAGCACAAGAGUUGGAUAUAACUCCAUCACAGGUUAUUGGACGAUGGUUGAUACAACAUCAUAUAGUGCAUAUACCUAAGACCCAGAAUGUCGAUAGGAUGAAUAAUAAUCGUCAAUUAUUCUCAUUCUCUUUGAAUGAUGACCAGAUGAGUGUGAUAGACUCCUUUGGAUUGAGUGAUGAUGUCAUAAAUAAAUUCAAACAGGACUACAUGUCUACUACUGUAAAGGACACCCCUCUGUCAUUAUCUAAUGCUCGUCAACAGUUCACUUGUGAGUAA
Molecule: messenger RNA, 943 nt
Organism: Perkinsus marinus ATCC 50983
Lineage: Eukaryota; Perkinsozoa; Perkinsida; Perkinsidae
Product: aldo-keto reductase, putative
Exons: 7
Coding region: 14-943 (309 amino acids)
Molecular function (GO): oxidoreductase activity
Source: RefSeq, a predicted model, not a curated record